Molecule: messenger RNA, 799 nt
Organism: Scatophagus argus
Lineage: Eukaryota; Metazoa; Chordata; Actinopteri; Scatophagidae
Gene: ybey
Product: ybeY metalloendoribonuclease
Exons: 4
Coding region: 3-509 (168 amino acids)
Biological process (GO): rRNA processing
Molecular function (GO): metalloendopeptidase activity
Source: RefSeq, a predicted model, not a curated record
AAAUGGGAGUAGUACUGCGGAACCUCCAGAAGGUGGUGCCUCUUCGCCGCGCCAGGCUGCGCAGGGAUGUUGACAUGCUAAGACAUAUAUUGGGCGUUCAGAAAUUCGACCUGGGCAUCGUUUGCGUGGACAACCGAAAGAUUCAGCAAAUAAAUAGCAUAUACAGAAAGAAAAAUGUGCCUACGGAUGUUCUCUCAUUUCCUUUCUACGAGGACCUGAGACCCGGUAAGCUGCCUUGCCCCCUUCACAGAGAUGAGCUGAACCUUGGGGACAUUUUCUUGGGAGUGGAAUUUGUGAUGAAGCAGUGUCAGGAGGAGUCUGUAGAUCUGUACGGAGCCCUCACUGUUAUCACUGCACAUGGCAUCUGUCACCUGCUGGGCUACAGACAUGAGACUGAGGACGAAUGGACUGAGAUGCUGCAGAAGGAAAAGUACGUUCUGAGUGAGUACAACAGACUCACAGGAAGUCAUCUGGAGCCGCUGACCAAGAAAUGCACUCAGGACAGGUGACAACGGAGCUCACCUGUUGGCUUUACACUUGCAUUUGGUGCACCACGGUGGGAGUUCGCCGUCCGAUGAUCAGGUGGACUGCUAUUUGAAUAAAGUAGUUUUAUUAAUCCCCCCCCCCCUUUUACAAACACACAUUGGAUGCUGCCUUCUCCACAACCACGGUUAUUUGCAGCUACUGUUUUAAAAGGACUUUUAUCAACUGGCAGCAGACCUGUUUGGUUGCGGGUGUCCUUUUCAAACACUGGAUGUUAGUUAAACAUUGAAUAAAGAAAAGUCAGUUCAUGUUGUAA